AUGUUGGCAGAAUUUCGCGAAGCAUUUUUGCUGUUUGACAAAAACGGAGACGGGACGAUAUCAGCGGUGGAGUUGGACGUGGUGAUGAGGGCUCUCGGGAGGAACCUCUGCGAGAGGGAGCUGAACGCCAUGAUUAAGAGCGUCGACGCCGAUGGCAAUGGAGUGAUAGACUUCGGCGAGUUCAUGUUGAUGAUGUUGGAUGCCAACCUGAAUCCAGACGAGGCAGACGCUGACAUGAUGGAGAUGUUCAGAGUCUUCGAUAAGAAUGGCGAUGGAGUCAUCACGCGACAGGAGCUCAGACAAGUUGUCAACACCUUGGGACAGUCGUGCACAGACGAGGAUCUCACGGAAAUGUUGAAGGAGGCAGAUGAAGAUGGCGACGGUCAGGUCAAUUACAAAGAGUUUGUGAAAAUGCUGACGACGAAGCGAUGA
Molecule: messenger RNA, 432 nt
Organism: Helobdella robusta
Lineage: Eukaryota; Metazoa; Annelida; Clitellata; Rhynchobdellida; Glossiphoniidae
Exons: 4
Coding region: 1-432 (143 amino acids)
Molecular function (GO): calcium ion binding; enzyme regulator activity
Source: RefSeq, a predicted model, not a curated record